GACACGGGACCCAGAACCAGAUGGUCCGGAGGAGACGCGCCAGCCCCCGCCGCAGCACCCGGAGCGGUGAAGCCCCGCCGCGCCGCCGGACCUGAUCCAGCCCCGCUGGGCAGCGCAGCCGGGGCCGUGUCCAGCGCCAGAGACUGAGGCAGGGUCUGGACACCCCCCACCCCCCCAUCCCGACGGCGGCAGCUCGAUCCUCUGCCGGGGGGGGCCCCCCUGCGUCGUUUUCUCCUCCCCGCAUCCCCCUUUGCUUUCAUGCAACGCCUGGUGGCCUGGGACGCAGCAUGCCUCCCCAUCCAGCCGCCCGCCUUUAAAUCCAUGGAAGUGGCUAAUUUCUAUUACGAGGCGGACUGUCUGGCUGCUCUCAACAAGCUGCACCCGCGGGCGGCCGGGGGCCGCUCCAUGACCGAGCUCACCGUAGGGGACCACGAGCGAGCCAUCGACUUCAGCCCCUACCUGGACCCCUUAGCAGCAUCCCAGCCGCCGGCGCAGCCGCCGCCUCCGGCAGCAGCAGCAGGGGGCAACUUUGAGCCUCCCUGCAGCAGCGGCGGCGGCCAAGAUUUCCUUUCCGAUCUCUUCGCCGAGGACUAUAAAGGCAGCGGCGGCAGCAAGAAGCCCGACUACACCUACAUCAGCCUCGCCCGGCACAGCCACCCCUGCGCCAGCCAGAGCCACAAACCGGGGGGGCUGCCGGGCUGCUUCCCGCCCCAGAUCGUGGAAACCAAAGUGGAGCCGGUCUUCGAGACCCUGGACUCUUGCAAAGGGCCCCGUAAGGAAGAAGGAGGCGCCGGGCCGGGACCGGGGGGCAUGUCCUCGCCCUACGGCAGCACCGUGCGCUCCUACCUGGGUUACCAGUCGGUGCCGAGCGGCAGCAGUGGGAACCUUUCCACCUCGUCCUCUUCCAGCCCCCCCGGAACCCCUAACCCCUCCGAAUCCUCCAAGUCAGCGGCCGGCAGCGGGGGCUACUCCGCCCCCGCGGCGGGCAAGAACAAGCCCAAGAAGUGCGUGGACAAGCACAGCGACGAAUACAAGCUCCGCCGGGAGAGGAACAACAUCGCGGUGCGCAAGAGCCGCGACAAAGCCAAAAUGCGCAACCUGGAGACGCAGCACAAAGUCUUGGAACUGACGGCCGAGAACGAGCGGCUGCAGAAGAAGGUGGAGCAGCUCUCCCGGGAGCUCAGCACCCUCAGGAACUUGUUCAAACAGCUGCCCGAGCCCCUGCUAACCUCCUCGCCUCGCUGCUGACCCCCGGCCGGGCCGCGGGGCGAGCGGAGCCGCCGGCUCGUUGCCCUGCUCAGCGCUCCCGGGCCGGGGCGAGGGGGAGCCCGGGGGCGGGUGGGUUGG
Messenger RNA from Dryobates pubescens (Downy woodpecker), 1347 nucleotides. It is a transcript of the gene CEBPB, whose product is annotated as CCAAT enhancer binding protein beta. The coding region runs from base 259 to 1248 and encodes 329 amino acids. The transcript has a single exon. Gene Ontology annotation, molecular function: DNA-binding transcription factor activity, RNA polymerase II-specific; RNA polymerase II cis-regulatory region sequence-specific DNA binding. NCBI's taxonomy places the organism in Eukaryota, Metazoa, Chordata, Aves, Piciformes, Picidae. Gene Ontology annotation, biological process: regulation of transcription by RNA polymerase II; DNA-templated transcription; regulation of cell differentiation. The record is from RefSeq and is a predicted model, not a curated record.